Paramormyrops kingsleyae is the source of this 1038-nucleotide messenger RNA. It is a transcript of the gene spag8, whose product is annotated as sperm associated antigen 8. Gene Ontology annotation, cellular component: cytoplasm; nucleus. Gene Ontology annotation, biological process: positive regulation of transcription by RNA polymerase II. Gene Ontology annotation, molecular function: microtubule binding. The record is from RefSeq and is a predicted model, not a curated record. Lineage: Eukaryota; Metazoa; Chordata; Actinopteri; Osteoglossiformes; Mormyridae.
GCGCAUGUGAAACUGUAUUCAUCGCAAAUCAGCUCAAAAAAGAUCUGCUAAAAAGUGAGGUCAUAUUUACCGUAAAAAAUGAAUCGUUCGGGUGAGGCUUUGGAUAAAAACCCGCUUGGGAGGUGUCUUCUGGAUAACUGGGUAGAGGAGAGAGCCUCGGCUUUGCUAGACAAAACAAAUGACAGAGCUCAGAUUCACAGGCAUGGACACAAAGGGAUCCUCUCUGCAGAUAUGGCAGCCAAAGCCCAGGAUAUCACCACUAUGAAGGCAGAGUUCACACACCCCACAGGCCUCCGGGUGAGACAGAGAGGAAUCAGAGGGGAACUCUUUGAAAAACACCUCUACCGGACUAUACGUGAACAGGUACUCAAGGAGCAGAGCCCCCCGGUUCCUUCAGCAGAGCUUGUCUCCACGACGAAAGAUGACUUUGGAGCAGAAGGAUUUAAACCCACUUUCCCGGAUCCUUCUUGGGAACAUAACUAUAGAAGUGAGCAAGCAAUAACUUUUUGGAGCGAGAAUCAUAAGAAAAUACAGGGUGUCACCCCCGUGAGAAGCAAAGACACUCCAUUUAAGAAAAACUGUAACUUCAGCACACCAAUCAGUGCAUGCCUUGAUGACGAUGAAAAGAACCAUCAUCUGUGAGGGCUUGAGACAUUCGGGGUCGAGUGAAUGAUUUCAAGGGUGGUACAGACUGUUUCAAAAUGAGCAUGUCGAUGUCAAUUGCGCAUCAGAUUGUGAAGCGUUCCCAAAUUGUGACACGAUCUAAAUCCCAUUCCUAACUGUCAUGAUAACUUGUGAUGAUCUGUCUGGUGGGUUGUCCUGCAUGUCACUCAUGAAGAUGCUGUGGGAUGAACUGGAUAUGACCGGAUAUGAAUCAUCCCACCACGGCAUGGGCACAUGGCAGGUCUCAGCAGUGCUUUAUCCUCCUGAGACCCAAGGAAAAAAGUGUCCUUCAAUUAUAGGUUAUUUGUCUUUGGAGGAAAUAAGACAUCUUACAAUUUAGAUUUUUUCAAAUUUAUUUUUAUUUUUAAUUUCACA